UUUAAGGGUAAAUUUGGAUCGUUGGCUAUUUUUCUUUAUAAAGAAAAGUAAAGAACAGAAAAAGUGGGGGCAGGGCGUCGAUCUUACGCCAAAUCGAAGUGAUAGAAAAUUCUAGAAGCAGAUGCAGACAUUUCUUCCUCUUAGUUGUAUAAGAAUCCUAUCAAUCUACUCUUCUCUUCUACUUCAUUUACAUUCUCUUUUCCUCUAGGAUUUCAUUGGUGAAUUUGAUUUGAUAUGGCAUCAAAGCGCAUUCUGAAAGAGCUCAAGGAUUUGCAGAAGGAUCCUCCUACGUCUUGCAGUGCUGGUCCUGUGGCUGAUGACAUGUUCCAUUGGCAAGCAACGAUUAUGGGUCCUGCUGAUAGCCCUUAUGCUGGAGGAGUCUUCUUAGUUUCUAUUCAUUUCCCUCCUGAUUAUCCCUUUAAACCUCCCAAGGUUGCUUUUAGGACAAAAGUCUUCCACCCGAACAUUAAUAGUAAUGGAAGCAUAUGUCUGGAUAUUCUUAAGGAACAAUGGAGCCCAGCGCUAACAAUCUCCAAGGUUUGAUUUGACUAUUACAUUUUCUUUUGUUAUUGUUAGACAUUCAUUACCAUUGAAACUUUUAUUUAUCUGAGAACUGGAUUAUUUGCAGUAUUAUACACAUAAGCAUUGGAUGUUUUUAUGAAACUCACUUGCAUAGUUAUUAAAGGCUCAAGGCGCACUAAGGCGCCAAGUGAUCCUGGAGCCUAGGUGCAAGGCGCAAGGAGAAGGCAUAUGCCUGAGCAAAAUGAGGCGCAAAAAAAAAAAAAAUAAAUAAAAGUAAAAUAAAUAUGAAUAUUCCAUCAAACUUCAAAUAACAUAAAACUAAAAAUAAUAAUAACAAUUAAGCAUUCAAGUACUAAAUUAUUAAAACUUUAAUAGUUUUUUAAUAUUUCAUAACUAAAGUUAAAAAAUUAUAAAGUAACUAUAUCUUCUUCAUCUUUUUCUACACCUUCAUCUUCUUAAUAUUCAUCUUCAAAAUCAAUAUCUUCAUCAUUUUCCUUACCUUUAAGAAUUAAAGGAGUAUUAAAUUUUUUUUUUUUAAAAAGAUAAUGAGUGGUAGUGUUGAAAAUGAAAAUAUGAGAGGUUUAUAACCCUGAGUAUGUUAGUUUGAUGAGAUUUUGAUAAAUAGUUAUCACCAACAAUACUAAUUUUGAAAACUUUUAUAUCGACAAAUUUCGAGUUGGGUGGUAGUACUUUUUGUCAAUGGAAGUACUCGCCGAAUGUAGAAAUAAAAAAGGCACGCCUUUUUAGCCUUGCGCCUAGAACAAGGAGCACGCGCCUAGGCGCAUAAGGCGAGGGCCUGGUGAAUGUUGCCCGCCUUUCUCCUGUAGAGGCGCUAGGACUGGAGCUUGGUGAGCCUGGAGCCUCAGGCAUGCCUUUAAUAACUAUGCUCACUUGAAAUCAGUAUGCCUUGUGCACUAUUACGUGGUUAUCUAUUAGUAGAUAUGACCAUUUGACUCUUAAUGUUGUUUAUGGGGUGAUUAUUCUCAUUAUUAAUGAGAAAUUAUUCUAAUAUCUGUUGGAUUGCUUGGCUUCUUUCUGUACAUGGCUUAGUCCUGUUUUAAGGUAUUUAGUGGAGAAGAGAUUGGAUACAGCAGUAAUAAUGAUAAGGUCCCAAAGGUCUCAGUUUGUGAUAGUAAAUCUGAGAAUUAGUUUUGUCUAUUCUAUGCAUGAAUGCUGAAGGUCUGAGAUGGCUGGUGACUUUAAAUCAACCUGCAAUUGCACAAUGACUUGAUGAUCCCUUGGCAAUAUUUGACAAUUUGAGUCUCCAAUUUAUACUGGAACUAUGAUUAUUCAGCUAUUUUUCUUGCUAUUAAAGGAAUAGCAAGAUAUGAGUGUUCACAGAGUUUAGUCUUGUUUAAGGUGUUUUGUCAGGACUCGGGAGUUGGAGUUAGUGUACCAGUAGUGAUUUGAC
Molecule: messenger RNA, 1933 nt
Organism: Hevea brasiliensis (rubber tree)
Lineage: Eukaryota; Viridiplantae; Streptophyta; Magnoliopsida; Malpighiales; Euphorbiaceae
Product: ubiquitin-conjugating enzyme E2-17 kDa-like
Exons: 4
Coding region: 235-543 (102 amino acids)
Biological process (GO): protein polyubiquitination
Cellular component (GO): nucleus
Molecular function (GO): ubiquitin conjugating enzyme activity
Source: RefSeq, a predicted model, not a curated record